CACCCAUCGCCUCGUCUCCCUCCUCCGGCCCACCUCGCCGCCGGCCCUCCCCCUCGCCUCCUCCCAUCUCGCAGCUCCGGAGGCUGCCGGAUCCACCGCAUCCCCCAUGCACUCAUCCCUCUCGCGUCCCAUCUCUCACUCUUCACGCAGCUCCUCGCUGCGCCACCUGCAGCGGCUGAUUCAGGCGACGUCCGGCGAAUCCCGUGACCGUGAAGCACAACCCGAGGUCCCCUGGCACCGCGGCGCUUUCCCAUCCGGCUAGAUCCGGCGCUCGCAUCCACGAGAGCCCACCUGCGACCCUCCCCCCAUGGCUAGGGUUUCGGCGUCGGCUCCGGCGCCGGUGGCCGUGUCCUCCUCCUCCUGUCCGAGAUGCAGGGAGGAAUCCUUGCUGCUGCUCGGGACAAAGCAGCCGUGGAGCUUCCUCCUCCUCGUCCUGCUAUGGCUUCAGCAAAAUAGGAAGUCCAGUGAUGACAGUUUAAAGCAGAUGGGGAGCAACGAGGCUACCACGCAGCUGUACGGCGGCCUGAUAAAGAGUUUCAUUAUUUGGAUUUCAGAGCAGCCACUUACUGAAAGCAUAAUAAGGAUCUCACGAGGAGGUGGGAGAAGGGACGCCAAUAAUUGCUGCAGAUUCAGAAGAUAUAUGGAUGAUUAUAUGGGUGUGUGGAAAGUAUACUGCAAUGAUGAUGAAGAUGAUGAUGAUCAUGAUGAUCCGGUUCAUGAUGAUGAUGAUGGAUGCCUUCAGUUUUGGUUAAGUUGUAGGGAUGUUGUUCCUGUUGGAUGAUGUUAUUCAGUUAAGCUUUAGUGAAGUUGUAGGGAUAUCAACAAAAUAUUUAGAUUAUGCAUCACAUUGGGAUGAUGUUCCUCAUGUAAUAUCCACUAUUGUAAUCCAACAUUUUAAUCCAAUAUAUGAUUUUCUUCCUCA
This is a messenger RNA of Triticum dicoccoides, 922 nucleotides long. RefSeq lists its product as uncharacterized. The record is from RefSeq and is a predicted model, not a curated record. Lineage: Eukaryota; Viridiplantae; Streptophyta; Magnoliopsida; Poales; Poaceae. The coding region runs from base 308 to 781 and encodes 157 amino acids. The transcript is spliced from 6 exons.